Ylistrum balloti is the source of this 5053-nucleotide messenger RNA. RefSeq names its product integrator complex subunit 4-like. The record is from RefSeq and is a predicted model, not a curated record. Gene Ontology annotation, biological process: snRNA processing. Gene Ontology annotation, cellular component: integrator complex. The coding region runs from base 1 to 2820 and encodes 939 amino acids. The transcript has 18 exons. NCBI's taxonomy places the organism in Eukaryota, Metazoa, Mollusca, Bivalvia, Pectinida, Pectinidae.
AUGGCUGCCCUCCUGAAGAAACGAGCGGUUGCAGAAUUUAGUCAAGUUAUUCAGGAGGAGCCCAAACCUGUUAAACGCUUGAAGCUGAUCCAGCGUCCACCUCCUCAAGAAAUCAGUCUAGACUUAGAAGGUGCAACAAGUACAUAUGACACUCUUCAGAGGCUGUUGACAUUUGAGGAAAGCUUUCCAGUGCGCGGUGAGGACGUAACUGGUGUGGUUCGUGAGCUACUAGACCACUAUCCUCGUGAAAAGGAGGCAGUGUUGAGAUGGAAGGUUGCAUCGUUACUAGCUCGUCUUGUACAACUUCCGGGGUACAAUGCCGAGGCACUGACUGAUGACAUCAUCAGACUCCUAAAGACAGAGAAGUCCAACAAGGCCAUUAGUCAGCUCGUGGAAGUUUUGAGAAAGAUUGGAAUGUCUUCUCCCUACAAUACUUCUCUACAUCACCAGCUUAUUAUCACAAGUAAACAGUAUCUCAGAAACACUGGCCACAUAGCUAGGUGUAGUUGCUUGGAUUUGAUUGGAGAUUUGGGAUCACCUGACCAGCUAAUUGAGGACAGCAACCAAUCAGGCAGUAACAAUAUGACAAUACAGAAGUUACUCAUGGGUUUUACACAGGAUCACGAUCCUAGAGUGAGGUCACGAGCGUUCCAAGCGAUGCUCCAGUUUCAUCAGCGAGGUCUGCCCCUGGGGGAAGGGAUCUACCAGCAUGCAUGCUCUGCCCUCACAGAUGAUUACCGGGGAGUCAGGCUUGCUGCCAUCAAACUUGUCUGGGUCCUUAGUCACCUUUACCCAGAAAGCCUUAUUCCCGUCCCUGACUCUGAUGAGAAACUACGAUUAGUGGAUGAUGGCUUCACAAAGAUCUGUAACAUGAUCAACGACAUCUCGAUGAUUGUGAGAGUGGAGGCUGCUACGUUACUGGGAUCUCUACAUCAAGUCAGUCCAAAGUUCCUUGAGCAGACCCUGGACAAGAAGCUGAUGUCUAAUAUGAGAAAGAAGGAGAGUGCCCACGAGAGGGCAAAGGAGCAUUUUUCCUCGGGCCAGUGGGCAACAGGUCAGAAAUGGGCAGACGAUGCUCCGAAGGAGGAGGUGGAUCCUGAUGCUGUCUCACUGAUGAAUAUUGGAGCUUGUGGGGCUUUUGUUCAUGGUCUAGAGGAUGAGUUUCUGGAGGUGAGAAAUGCAUCCUUGGAUUCAUUGUGUGAGCUGGCUGUACAAUCUCCAAGUUUCGCUGCGCUUUCCCAAGACAGUGUCAUUGACAUGUUUAAUGAUGAGAUCAAGAGCGUACGUCUCAAUGCCAUCAACAGUCUCCGCAAACUCAGCCAUCUUCUGACACUUAGAGAGGAUCAGUUGGAAAUCAUACUGGGAGUUCUACAGGAUUUCUCAGGCAGCACACGAGAAGCUCUGCGGAACAUGCUGUGUGAAAUGAGGCUUGCUACAAAAGAGUGUCUGAACACCAGUGUUAUGAGUCUGUUGGAUAACUUAAGGCGCUAUCCCCAGGAUAAACUGUCCGUGUGGCGGUGUAUGCAGCAUCUUGGCAAGCACCACGCCCACCUUAUUCUUCCCCUUGUUCCAGAACUUCUCUGUCUCCAUCCUUACUUUGACACGCCUGAACCAGACAUGGAAGAUCCUGCCUACAUUAGUAUACUAUUACUAGUUUUUAACUCGGCUGUGAAUACGCCCACCAUGAUGCCAAUGUUCCAGGGCCAUGUGUGGCGUCACUAUCACUACCUCAAGGAGAGUGUUCCCGACAUGCUUCCUGUCCUGCAGGUACCUGGUAAAAUUUAUGGUGAAACUGUUCAAACGGAGCGGGUCAAGUCUGACAGUAAUCAGUUUGUUCAACAAUCUCUGCGACAACUGGAAAACAUAGGCACCAUGGAUCUCAAUGCUGCUCAUGGGUUGCUGGAGAUGUUGGUUAGAGACCUACAACACAUCACCAAGCUUGAUGACAAUUCUGCAGCCUCAUCGGAAUGUAUGUCUCUCUUCCUAAAGUGUCAACUCCUUCUCAUCAAGCUGAUGAAGCAGGAACAGACACUGCCUGGCAAUAGUAGUGUGGCUACCGACACAAUCAUGUCUACAACAGACAAGAUCCUAAGUAUGACCCAACGUCUACAACAUGUGUAUCUGGGACUGGGAAGUAUAGAACUUUCACUUGUCAGACAAACUGAGUUAAAGGCCCGUACGCUACAGACGCUGUCACGGCUCGGCGACUACCAGGAACUCACCAUUGUCAGGGACCGAUUUAACCAACAACUCAAAACACUACACAAGUACAUGACCACACACCAGAUCACGCCCGAUUCCUUCAGCACCUAUUUAUUCUCCGUCCUAGACAGUCUCGAUUCCUGUAGUGAUACAGAAUUCCGGAAACACCUCCAGUUCUCGCUGAAGUCCGUGAAAGCUUGUGCCUUUCCUAUGAUCAAUAAGAUCCGUAAAGCCGGUGUUGUGCUCCACGAACCGACAGGAACAUCAGAUAACCCGAUAAAGUUUGCUGCGGGCCUCACAUCAGCUGUAGCUGUCGAUGCCACAUUGGAAAACAUUAAGUCGCCUUGUCACGUCAAAUUACGGGUGAAAUAUGCUGAUCAACAAACACAGCUCAUCACUCUCAGUCCUGACGCGUUCCAGAGACUUGGUCAGCUACGACAUCGUCUUCAGUCCCAGGUGCUACUCUCCCACGCCCCUUGGUCAGAUUCUACCCAUGUUGAGAUCAGCGUUGUACUAGAUACACCAUCAUUCUCCGGUGACCAAGACAGCAAGGAGUCUGUCAUCGAACUCUGUAAACCUGUCAAAGUUUUGGUGUCGCCCAAAUCAUUCAAGAGGUGAAAAUAGAUUAUUGUUUCAAUAUAGAAUACAGAGACUGUGUAUUUGUCAAAUGGUCAAGUGACGUAAACUACAUUUAAAUGAUGUAGGUCAAAUGGUCAUGUAAUGUAGGUCACUCUAAAACUAUGUAGGUCAAACGGUCAAGUGAUGUAGGUCAAACUGUCAUGUGAUGUAGACCAGAUCAUCGAUCUUUGCAAAAUAGUACACAAGUGUUGUUUUGGACGACAAUGUCAAGGCUGCACCUUUGACUACCUACAAUUUUGUGGUGCUCAAUAUGUGUUGUGAACAAGCAGUAAAUAGAUACAGGAUUUUCCAUGUCAUCUUUUCACUUACAAAAACUCUGCUGACAUUUCAGGAAGCUCCAGACCGGACUAUAUAUAUAUACUUGAUGUGUAUAGAAAACUUGAAAAAAUUUCUUUUGCAAAGUUUGUCUGUAAUUACCUAUGAAGUAAAAUCCAGAAUAAUCAUCGGGGGAAAAAAAACGAUCAGCAGUUUAAAGCAAGAAAUUUGAUUUUGCUGUAACUGUUGGGGAAACAAUAAAGAAAAGUAUGAUAAAACCUAUGAAAAGGUCUGUGUUUUGUUUGUUAGAUUAAACAAGAUCAUUUGUUUUUGAAAGAAAGAUAUACUGAUGAAAAUUUCCUUUCUGAUGAUCUGUCUAAACAGAAAUUGUGUGACGACCUGUUUCAGUUUAUGCUAGCUUGUCAUCUAUUAGAGAUAAACAUAAUUAUCCAUAUAAAAAAACAUGAUGAUGAUGUUUGUGGUGAGGAGCUGAAAUCAGGACAUUUGAGUGUGGUCCUGUGUGAUCAACAACAGAAGUGCUGCUGUGAUUGUGUGAACCUAAAUAUAAUUAAAUAACUAUGGUUAAUAAAUACAAUUAAUGUCUAAUUGUUUUAUGUUAUUGUUUUUAUUGGUGUCAGCAGGGAGGUUUGUUUUGUUUCCACAAUUUUACAUAUUCUGUGAGCUACCCACAAACAUUUCUGUGUGAUUCUAAACUUCUAAAAGUAAUUUCAUCUUUAUCAACCAGUGACCUAGUGAAGUGCUUUGUCAUUGGAUCAUAGUGCCCUUUGACCUCAAGGUCAGAUGUCAAAUAAGUGCUAAUUGAUGAUAUGGUUACCAGUCCCUGACAAUGGCCAUCAUCUGUACCAACAAAUUUUCAGUUUGGUAAAUUAUUUAAAAUCACCAUCUGCUUUAUAUAGUUUUAUUUAAGUCUUGAAUUCCUUCCUGUUUCCUUCCCUAUCUGCUUUCUUUCUCUCUUCCUCUCUCUAGCCAUCUGCCUUCUUUCUCUCCUCUAUCUAACCAUUUUCUAUCAUAAUCUGUCUCUUCUCUCCUUUUUUCUUAUAUGUAUGUAUGUAUGUAUGUAUGUAAGGGCGUGUGUGUGAACUUCUUUGUGUACAUACAAUGAAAAAAUGCAAAAAAUAAAAUAAAUAUAAAAAAAGUUGAUUAUUUAUGCUGUACAUUAGAUAUAUGAUGAACACUCACAAUUUGACAAAUCCGUAGAUGAUGAUGAUGAUGAUGAUGAUGAUGAUGAUGAUGAUGAUGAUGAUGAUGAUGAUGCAUGUUAGUGAUGAUGUGUAUGAUGAUGCAUGCUAAUGAUGAUAUAUAUGUGUAUUAGGAUGAUGUGUAUGAUAAUACAUGUAAGUGAUGAUGUGUAUGAUAAUACAUGUUUAAUGAUGAUGUGUAUGAUAAUACAUGUUUAAUGAUGAUGUGUAUGAGGAUGAUGUGUAUAAUAAUACAUACAUGAUAUGUAUGAUGAUACAUGUUAAUGGUGAUGUGUAUGGUGACGAUGUGUAUAAUAAUACAUGCAUGUUUAAUGAUGAUGUGUACGGUGAUGAUGUGUAUAAUAAUACAUGCAUGUUUAAUGAUGAUGUGUAUGAUAAUACAUGUUUAAUGAUGAUGUGUAUGAGGAUGAUGUGUAUGAUGAUACAUGUUAAUGGUGAUGUGUUGUAUGAUGAUGAUAUGUAUGAUGAUACACUUUAAUUGUGAUGUGUAUGGUGAUGAUGUGUAUGAUAAUACAUGUUUAAUGAUGAUGUGUAUGACGAUACAUGUUAAUGAUGAUGUGUAUGAUGAUGAUGUGUAUGAGAAUAUAUGUUUAAUGAUGAUGUGUAUGAUGGUACAUGUUUAAUGAUGAUGUGUAUGAUGAUGAUGUGUAUGAUGAUACAUGUUUAAUGAUGAUGUAUGUGAUGAUAAUGUGUAUGAUGAUACAUGUUGGACAUAUGUAUGUAUGUAAGGGCGUGUG